UCGCGACGCCCCAACUCCGUCCGCCUCCUCCUCUCCGCCACCAGCAGCCAUGGCGACCGAGCUCGCGUACGCCCCGCCGAUGAAGGCCGGCAAGGAGGGCUUCCAGGGGACGCAGGAGGUGCAGCACAGGAUCCGCAUCACGCUCUCCUCCAAGAGCGUCAAGAACCUCGAGAAGGUUUGCGCCGAUCUGGUGAAGGGAGCCAAGGACAAGAGCCUCAAGGUCAAGGGCCCCGUCAGGAUGCCCACCAAGGUGCUCAACAUCACCACCAGGAAGUCCCCCUGUGGAGAAGGUACUAACACCUGGGAUCGGUUCGAGAUGCGGGUGCACAAGAGGGUGAUUGACCUUGUCAGCUCCCCUGAUGUUGUCAAGCAGAUCACUUCAAUCACCAUCGAGCCUGGCGUUGAGGUGGAAGUGACCAUCAGCGACCAGUAGAAUGCGACCACUCCCAGCUUCUUGUAUCUGUUUACAAGUGUGGAGAGAAACAAGAUAUGUUUGAAACUUUGUAGUAUGGGAAACUGGAUUUUAUAUGACUAGGUUCUUUGCAUUCUGUUUCUGAGUACCUGUUGUCUAAGUUAUCAGCAUCAAUUUUCAUCG
Molecule: messenger RNA, 595 nt
Organism: Lolium rigidum
Lineage: Eukaryota; Viridiplantae; Streptophyta; Magnoliopsida; Poales; Poaceae
Product: 40S ribosomal protein S20
Exons: 3
Coding region: 50-433 (127 amino acids)
Biological process (GO): translation
Cellular component (GO): cytosolic small ribosomal subunit; ribosome
Molecular function (GO): RNA binding; structural constituent of ribosome
Source: RefSeq, a predicted model, not a curated record